Molecule: messenger RNA, 3021 nt
Organism: Aspergillus melleus
Lineage: Eukaryota; Fungi; Ascomycota; Eurotiomycetes; Eurotiales; Aspergillaceae
Product: glycoside hydrolase family 35 protein
Exons: 9
Coding region: 1-3021 (1006 amino acids)
Biological process (GO): carbohydrate metabolic process
Cellular component (GO): vacuole
Molecular function (GO): beta-galactosidase activity
Source: RefSeq, a predicted model, not a curated record
AUGAAAUUCCUGUCUGUCGGGGCCCUUGCCUUGCUGGCAGCACAGGCAGCAGGGGCUUCGAUCAAGCAUAAGCUCAGUGGCUACACGCUCACAGAACAUCCGGACCCCGUCAAGCGGGAGCUGCUGCAGAAGAUCGUCACCUGGGAUGACAAGUCUCUUUUCGUCAAUGGAGAACGUAUUGCGAUCUUCAGUGCCGAAGUCCACCCGUUUAGACUUCCCGUGCCCUCCCUGUGGAUCGAUAUCCUGCAGAAAAUCAAGGCGGCCGGAUUCAACACCGUCUCGAUCUACAUCGACUGGGCCUUGUUGGAAGGAAAGCAAGGCGAUUACAGAGCCGACGGUGUCCUGGCAUUGGAACCCUUCUUCGAUGCUGCCAAGGAGGCCGGUAUCUAUCUCAUUGCCCGUCCUGGUCCUUACAUCAACGCCGAGGCCUCGGGUGGUGGCUUUCCGGGAUGGCUGCAGCGAGUCAACGGUACCCUUCGGUCCGGGGAUAAGGCCUAUUUGGAAGCCACUGACAACUACAUUGCCAAUGUGGCUGCCACCGUUGCUAAAGCUCAGAUCACCAACGGCGGACCCGUGAUUCUCUACCAGCCCGAAAACGAGUAUAGCGGUGCCUGCUGUGGUGAGAAAUUUCCCGAUGGGGAUUACUUCCAGUAUGUGAUUGACCAGGCCCGCAAUGCCGGGAUCGUCGUUCCUAUGAUCAGUAACGAUGCUUAUGCUGGUGGACACAACGCCCCGGGCACUGGUGUUGGCGAGGCGGACAUUUAUGGCCAUGACAGCUACCCGCUCGGAUUCGAUUGUGCCAACCCAAGUGUGUGGCCCUCGGGUAACCUGCCAACAGACUUUCGCCAAAAGCACCUUGAGCAGAGCCCUUCAACCCCCUUCUCUCUUCUCGAAUUCCAAGCUGGCGCAUUCGACCCAUGGGGUGGACCAGGCUUUGCGAAGUGCGCUAGUCUCGUGAACCAUGAGUUUGAGAGGGUCUUCUACAAGAACGAUCUUAGUUUCGGAACGGCUAUUCUGAACCUGUAUAUGACAUUCGGUGGUACCAAUUGGGGAAACCUUGGACACCCUGGCGGCUACACAUCCUAUGACUACGGCUCGCCACUGACGGAGACACGCAACAUUACCCGGGAGAAGUACAGCGAGCUCAAGCUCAUUGGAAACUUCGUCAAGUCGUCCCCGUCCUACCUGCUUGCCACUCCUGGGAACCUCACCACGGGUGUCUACACCGACACUUCCGACCUAUCCGUGACUCCUUUGAUCGGCCGCGACACUGGCUCGUUCUUUGUGGUGAGACAUAAGGAUUACAGCAGCCAAAACUCCGUGUCGUACAAAUUGAACGUUCCCACCAGUGCCGGCAAACUGACCAUCCCUCAGCUGAAGGGCUCUCUCACUCUGAGUGGACGUGAUUCCAAGAUCCACGUUGUUGACUACAAUGUCUCCGACACCAACAUACUCUACUCUACCGCGGAAGUGUUCACCUGGAAGAAGUUCGGUAACACCAAGACGUUGGUCGUGUAUGGCGGACCUAACGAGCAUCAUGAGCUGGCCGUAACUGGUCAAUCCAAGGUGAAGGUCAUUGAAGGAUCUGAGUCUGGCAUUGUCUCCAAGCAAAUCAAGAAGGCUGUUGUGGUCGGCUGGGACGUUUCGACCACUCGUCGCAUUAUUCAGAUUGGAGACCUGCGGGUCAUUCUUCUCGACCGAAACUCCGCUUAUAACUACUGGGUGCCCCAGCUUCCUGCGGAAGGCACUUCGCCUGGCUACAGCACUCAAAAGAAUGUUGCCUCGUCCAUCAUCGUCAACGCAGGCUACCUCGUCCGGACGGCUUACGUGAAGGGCAGCGACCUCCACCUGACUGCCGACUUUAACGCCACGACUCCGAUCGAGGUGAUCGGAGCCCCCAGCAAAGCCAAAAAUCUGGUCAUCAACGGUAAGAAGGCCUCCCACAAAGUCGACAAGAACGGCAUCUGGUCCAGCGAAGUCAAGUAUACCGCGCCCAAGAUUAAACUCCCAGAGUUGGAAAAGUUGGACUGGAAGUAUCUGGACACCCUGCCCGAAAUCAAGUCCUCGUACGAUGACUCCGACUGGCCUGCGGCAGACCUCAAGAAGACCAAAAAUACUCUCCGCCCAUUGGAUACUCCGAUGUCUCUUUACUCGUCUGAUUACGGAUUCCACACUGGAUAUCUGGUCUACCGCGGUCACUUCAAGGCCAACGGCGACGAGACCGAGUUGUUCAUUCGGACCCAGGGUGGCUCGGCCUUUGGCAGCGCCGUCUGGCUAGACGACAAGCACAUCGGUUCCUGGACCGGUAUCGACAAGAACAAAGACUACAACGCGACCUAUGAGCUUCCCAAGCUCAAGCGCGGCAAGUCAUACGUGUUCACCGUGGUGAUCGACAACAUGGGUCUCGACGAGAACUGGAUCGUCGGUCAGGAGGAGAUGAAGAACCCGCGCGGUGUUCUGAACUAUAAGCUUUCCGGUCGGGAUGCCAGCGCCAUCACCUGGAAGCUGACCGGCAACCUUGGUGGUGAGGACUAUGCCGACAAGGCCCGAGGACCUCUGAACGAAGGUGGUCUCUUUGCCGAACGUCAAGGCUACCACCUACCGCAGCCUCCCACCAAGAACUGGAAAUCCGGUAGUCCCUUCAAGGGCCUGUCGAAGCCGGGCGUUGCCUUCUACGCCACCCAAUUCGAGCUUGAUAUCCCCAAGGGCUGGGACGUGCCGUUGUACUUCAACUUUGGCAAUAGCACUGAGGCCGCGUACCGCGUGCAGCUCUAUGUCAACGGAUACCAGUACGGCAAAUAUGUGAGCAACGUGGGUCCGCAGACCAGCUACCCAGUCCCUGAAGGUGUCUUGAACUACCGCGGAACCAACUACGUUGCGUUGACGCUGUUUGCGUUGGAGUCGGACGGCGCCAAGGUGGAGAGCUUGGAAUUGGUGAACACGACGCCGGUGUUGACGGCACUGGGCGAGAUCAAGGCAGCGGAUCAACCGAAGUAUAAGAGUCGGAAGGGGGCCUAUUAA